CCUCUCCCUUCUUCUCGUUGAAAUCAAUAAAGAUAUAUUUAAAAAAACAAAACAAAACUGCCUAUUAUCAAAAUGGAGCAACUUCUGCUAAUUUAUAUAGGUUUAGAAUAUGAAGGGUGCCUCUUUCCGGCUAAUCUUAAGUAUAAAAAUGACAAGAAUUCUUUAUGUAUGCAGCAUUGGCUUUACAUGAAUAUUCCUAUUCCUUUCUCAUAGCACGUGUUAUCUCCUGAGUAUUCUUACAUUUUAUAGAUGAAGGAACAGGGUGACCUGCCUAUGGUUACAUAUCCUUAAAUUUGGAAGAAUAAUAAGGUUCUGUAACUAAAGAAUUAUGAAUCUGACCACAAGCGCUCAGUGUAUAUAGCUCUGGGGCUAUUAAACCAAGUCUCAGUUUUUAUCCUUUGUUAAUAUCUAAGAAUUAGAGUUUUACUAAUUGAAUCUGUUAGUUUAAAUUCACAGAGACAGUGUUUACAAAGGCUGUCAACUGUUUUUCUUAUGGUAUAAUGUGUACCCCUAAUAAUGUUAAUGAAAUUUAAAAGUGGGUUAAUCUAGAAGAGAUUUACAAUCUUGUAAAGGAUUGAGAAUGUCACUUAUAUGGAUAGUUCUUCUUAGGCUGGGAAUAUAAGGUUACCAUGGGUCUUACAGGUGCUAUUGGUGAGCAGCAGUCGGUACCCAGACCAAUGGAUUGUCCCAGGAGGAGGAAUGGAGCCUGAGGAGGAGCCUGGCGGUGCUGCCGUGAGGGAGGUUUAUGAAGAGGCUGGAGUCAAAGGAAAAUUAGGCAGACUCCUGGGCAUAUUUGAGCAGAACCAAGACCGAAAGCACAGAACAUAUGUUUAUGUUCUUACUGUCACUGAAAUAUUAGAAGAUUGGGAGGAUUCUGUUAAUAUAGGAAGGAAGAGAGAGUGGUUCAAAGUAGAAGAUGCCAUCAAAGUUCUCCAGUGUCAUAAGCCUGUACAUGCAGAGUAUCUGGAAAAACUAAAGCUGGGUUGUUCUUCGUCCAAUGGAAAUUCCACAGUACCUUCUCUUCCUGAUAACAACACCUUGUUUGUAACUGCUGCACAAACCUCCGGCUUGCCAUCUACUAGAAGAUAGAGAGAAUGGGGAGGUCAUCUCCCACCAUGCGCAGUCUCGUGGGGAGAGGCUUCUUUCUUUUCUUUGGCAAACAUCUGAAUGACGCUUGCAAACUGUCUGAAUUUGCCAUGCAAGGUUUUCAAACAAUUUGCAUGUUUUCCAGAUGCUUUCAAAUCUUUUUUUUUAUAGUGUAAAAUACUUUAAUAAGCCAAAGCCAUGUGGAAUUUUUUUUAGAUGCCUUAACUGUGCCCCCCAUCCUGCCCUCCUUGUUAUUUUGUCAUUUUUUCAGUUUUUCGUCCAUUUGAUACCAGUCUGUGGUUUCUGUCAGAUCACCUUACUUGAGGUUAUGUUUUACCCCCCCCAAAUUGUUUUCUCAUUCACAGCAUUAAUAUAUUCAAAAAAUCCUUCUGUUACAGGAAUUAGCAAAAGUAAUUCUUGACGUUAAAGAAAAACUUGUUCAUAGGAUAACAAUCUUAAUUCAUAAAUUCCAUAUUUCGACUAUUUCUGUAUGGCCCAAUAUUUUGACAAAGGACCUAUUUUGCUAUUUUCAGGCAUUUGUCAACCCGUCUCAAUUUUCACAACGGGUAUUAUGUCACUAGCAUAAUUCCCCUAUUCCUCAAUAGCUCUUUAACACAAAAUUUUAACUCUAGAAUUGGCAAUGUUUAGGGAGGGAUUGUAAGCAAAAUGCAUGUAGCAAAUACUUAUCAUGAAAUCUGGAUUCAUGGAAUUUUAGCAAGCACAGUUGCCAAUCCCCUUUAUCUAUAUACUCUCUUUACACCGAAUACCUGAGAACCAAAUUUCCCUCAAUGUAAGUUGCUUUUUAAAAAUAUUUUUUCAGUUUUUGAAUUUAGUGGCACCUGUUCAGUUAAACUUGUUGGUUACCAAUAACCACAUCUAGGUGUAGCGUCUAUAACCUCAAACACCAGUCAGUGAUGACUGCUUCACAAUUAAAAUGGCCUUCUUGCUGAUCAGCUGUUACAGACUUAGAUUGUUAGGGUACCUUUAGGAUGUCUCAUCUUUUAUAGGGUGUCAAUAGGUACUAUUUAUCAUAUAACUUUUGGGGCACUGGAACAUACCUGAACUAAGAAUUAUUUUGUCUUAUACUGGUCUUUAUACAUAUGAAAUCAAGAACCCUCUCUAAAAUACAUAGGUACCUUGUCUGAAACUCCUGUACUUCCCCCAAAUAGGCCAGAAAUGAGAUGAGAAGGAAAACCUUUGAAUAAGAUGUGGGGUGGGGCAUGAGGGCAAGAUCAUUCUUUAUGUAGACAUUAGUCUUUUGUAAAUAUUGUAACUGGUGAGUAAAAAGUAGAAAAUAAGUAUAGUUGCACAUUUGUUCUACAAAUUGUUAACCUUUAAAAAUAUAAUUGCUGCUAAAAAUAGAGUGCUGUUACACUUGAGGAAAAUUGGUGCCACUUAAAAAAUAUGAGAUCUUGUGCCAUAAAUGCAGCUGAACUAGAUGUAAACAUUAGUUCACAAAUUAAUGCUGUCAAUGGAAUGAGUAAUUUAACCAAUGACAUUUCAUUCUAAAUUAUGUAGUGUGAUCAAACACGAUCAUCCAGAAUUUUUAUAUUUUUCUUUGUACAGAGGUUAUAUAUUCUGGGUGUUUAAGAAAAACCACAUUUUAAAUCCCACAGAUUGACACUUUCUAUCAAUCUUCAAUGGACUGGUUUUUAUUCUCAGUAAUCUCUGAAGUUUCUUUAAAUUACAUACUAACACAGCAGAGAAACUGGAUUGUUUUUGUAUAUAGGACUGUGUCCACCUGAAAUGCUGUCACAGUACUUGGGGGGGGUAUCUUGUACAUGACAUUCUUAGAGUUAACAAUGCAUGAACUUAUUUUAUAAACUCUUAGACUAUGUAUUUGAUCUGUAAAAUAUGUACAGUAUUAAUGUCAGCCAUCUCUUCAAAGUGAGCCUAUAAAUAUUGUUGUAUAAUAUUCUUUGGUCAGAAAUAUUUGGAUGAAGUAGUGCCACUUAAGUCAGGAUUUUUUCAGUGCCAUUUAGCAAACUGUCUUUAGUCUAUGCAACUAGCAAGAAUUUGUAUAAUGCAACAUAUUUACAGUCGUCACACUAAAUUUCAAACAAGGGAUGCUCCACUAUUCUGGUGGAACCCAGUGUAACAAAAUUAGAGGAAGGGGCCCCAAGGAUUUAUUUCUGUUCAGAGGAAAAGCCUACAUUUUCAGGCUCAAUAGUUGAAUCUACUAUAGAUAUCAAAAAGUGUCUAUCUCAACCCUCCAAAGAUUAGUGUUGGGACUGUCAUUUGUGCUUUCUGUGGGGUAGUUGGAUAAAACUGGACAGCUAAAAUUUUCAGUCCCAUGUGCCUCCUGAAUCAAAUAAGUUUGUAAAUUGACUUGCAGACACAAAGUAGCAACUAUCCUGCAUGUUGUUGGGUUGUUUUUUUGUAAACAGGUGUAAUUUUCCAACCAGACACAUGCCAUUCAGUUUUCCAAUGUUGAUCACACAGUUGUAUAAAGCAGCAAAACUGAAGCAAGGGUGUGUGUGUGAUUGUUGUAUACACUUGAAUUGCUUUGCAUGGUCUCAUUGAGAUAAUUGGUGUAAGAAUCUUGACUUUUUUUAUAUUUGGAAACAUCAAAUAAAAAUGGAAAUAAAUUUUCUUUCUUUUUUUAAA
Miniopterus natalensis is the source of this 3693-nucleotide messenger RNA. The record is from RefSeq and is a predicted model, not a curated record. NCBI's taxonomy places the organism in Eukaryota, Metazoa, Chordata, Mammalia, Chiroptera, Miniopteridae.